Molecule: messenger RNA, 1047 nt
Organism: Lactuca saligna
Lineage: Eukaryota; Viridiplantae; Streptophyta; Magnoliopsida; Asterales; Asteraceae
Source: the annotation of a GenBank genome assembly
AUGGAGAUCGGGGCUCAAACCGUUCCCAAUUUUUCUUUGACUUCGAUAAAAGAAAACUUCCCGUCGUGUGGUGGAGAAGUGAUUUCAACAUAUAAGAUUGGCAAGAGUUUGAUAGUGAAAUCCUACCUAGGAUCAGUUGCAUUUAACAACAUCACUAGAAUCACUUUUGGGAAACAGUUUGUGAAUUCCGAGGGCAUGAUAGAUGAGCAAGGGAAAGAGUUUAAAUCUAUUAUGGACAAUGGGAUAAAGCUUGGUGGAUCUUUAGCCAUACCUGAACACAUUCCAUGGCUCUGGUGGUUCUUCCCACUUGAAGAAGAAGCCUUUACCAAACAUGGAGAACGUCGUGAUCGGUUAACCCGAGCAAUUAUGGAAGAGCACAUUGCCGCUCGUAUGAAAAGCGGUGGAACCAAGCAACAUUUUGUUGAUAUUUUGCUCAUGCAUCAAAAGCAGUAUGACUUGAGUGACGACAGUAUCAUCGGCUUACUUUGGGACAUGAUCACAGCAGGAAUGGACACAGCCACAAGCUCAGUUGAGUGGGCAAUGGCCGAGAUAAUCAAGAACCCAAGGGUCCAACAAAAAGUUCAACAAGAAUUAGACUCCAUAAUCGGCUAUGAACGUGUGCUCACAGAACCAGACUUCUCAAACCUCCCAUACCUCCGAAAUGUAGCCAAAGAAGCUUUGCGAUUGCACCCCCAACCCCACUCAUGCUCCCUCACAAAGCAAAUACAAAUGUCAAAGUUGGCGGUUACGACAUCCCAAAAGGGGCCAACACCAGAACGGUUUCUUGAAGAGGAUGUGGACAUGAAAGGACACGAUUAUAGAUUAUUGCCAUUUGGUGCGGGAAGGAGGGCAUGUCCGGGUGCCCAAUUAGGGCUUAAUUUGAUGACCUCUAUGUUAGGCCACCUUUUACAUCAUUUCUCAUGGGCUCUAGCUAAUGGCUUGAACCCUGGAGAAAUUGAUAUGUCUGAAAACCCUGGGUUAGUGACGUACAUGAGGACCCCGCUUGAAGCUAUCGCCACACCUAGGUUACCUGUUUGUAUUGUAUAA